GUAGAAAUAAUUAAAACCUACCACUAACAAAUGGAACUGUUUCGGGCAGACAAACUGUACUUGGUCCUAAAUUAAUAUGCUGUUUUUUGCAAAGAAUUUGUUCACAUCCAAGCUUGAUGAUUAAAAAAAAAGAGAGAAAAAAGAGUAGCAAUGAAAUACUUUCCCAUGCUUCUAUUCUGCUCCUCUUUGUUGUUAAUUAUAGAAAGUUCCACUGCAAUUGAUACCAUAAAUACAACUCAGCUUGUUAGAGAAGGUGAUACCAUUGUUUCAGCAGGCGGAACCUAUGAAUUAGGAUUUUUCAGCCCAGGUAAAUCGAAAAACCGGUACUUGGGGAUAUGGUAUAGCAAAAUAUCUGUGCAGACUGCAGUUUGGGUUGCCAACAGAGAAACUCCACUUAAUGACUCAUCAGGAGUAAUUUUAAGGCUUACCAACCAAGGAAUCCUUGUUCUUCUCAAUCGGAGUGGGAGCUUGAUAUGGUCUUCUAACAUAUCCAGACCUGCGAAGAAUCCAGUUGCACAGCUUUUGGAUUCAGGAAAUCUUGUUGUGAAAGAGGAGGGUGAUGAUAACUUGGAAAAUUCCUUGUGGCAGAGUUUUGAACAUCCAGGUGAUACGUUCAUGCCAGACAUGAAGCAAGGACGGAAUAGAAUAACAGGCAUGGACUGGUACAUGACAUCAUGGAAGUCACCUGAUGAUCCUUCCAGAGGUAAUAUUACAUAUAUACUUGUUCCUUAUGGAUAUCCUGAGAUUCUUGUGAUGGAGGAUUCGAGGGUGAAGUAUCGGUCUGGUCCAUGGAAUGGUAUGCGGUUCAGCGGGACGCCUCAUUUAAAACCAAAUCCCGUAUACACAUUUGGAUUUGUUUUUAACGACAAGGAGAUAUUUUACAGAUAUCAUCUUCUUAAUAGCUCUAAACUUUGGAGGGUCGUGGCAAGUCAGAAUGGUGAUAUCGCCAACUUUGUUUGGGUUGAUAAAACACAAAGUUGGCUGCUUUAUGGCACAGCAAAUACAGAUAAUUGUGAACGAUAUUCACUAUGCGGUGCGAAUGGCAUCUGUAGUAUAAGCAACUCUCCAGUGUGUGAUUGCUUGAAUGGAUUUGUUCCAAAAAUUAAAAAAGACUGGGAUGCAAUGGAUUGGUCAAGUGGCUGUGUUAGAAAGAUUCCUCUAAAUUGCUCUGGAGAUGAGUUUCGAAAGCUGUCUGGUGCCAAGUUGCCUGAGACAAAAACAUCAUGGUUCAACAAGAGUAUGAAUCUUGAGGAGUGCAAGAGCACAUGCUUGAAGAAUUGCAGCUGCACCGCAUAUUCAAAUUUGGACAUCAGGGAUAGAGGAAGUGGGUGCUUGCUCUGGUUUGGUGACCUGAUUGAUAGUAGAAUUUUCAUUGAAAAUGAGCAAGACAUUUAUAUACGGAUGGCUGCAUCAGAACAAGAUGAUGGUGAUGCUGCAAAGGUUAAUGCUAAAUCCAAUGUGAAGAGAAGGAUCGUGGUAAGCACUGCAUUGUCUACAGGAGUUCUGGUACUUAUCGUAGCAGUGGUCUUGUAUGUUUGGAAAAGGAAGCAGCAGAAAAACAGAAACAUGUCAGGUGGUUUGGGAAGAAGUUCAAAUUACAAGCACAAGAAAGAAGCUCUGGAAUUACCGUUGUAUGAUUUUGAUACCAUGGCUUUUGCAACCAGAAACUUUUCAGACGAAAAUAAACUGGGAGAAGGGGGCUUUGGACUUGUUUAUAAGGGGACUUUGAAAGAUGGACGAGAAAUGGCGGUGAAGAGGCUCUCUAAAAAUUCAAGACAAGGACUUGAUGAGUUCAAAAAUGAAGUCAAGAAUAUUGUGAAGCUUCAGCACCGGAAUCUCGUGAAGCUUCUAGGAUGUUGCAUUGAAGGAGAGGAAAAGAUGUUGAUCUACGAGUUUUUGCCUAACAAAAGCUUGGACUUCUUUAUUUUCGAUGAAGCAAAAAGCUUACUUCUAGAUUGGCCUAAGCGCUACCACAUUAUCAAUGGGAUUGCUUGCGGACUCCUUUACCUUCAUCAAGAUUCAAGAUUAAGAGUAAUUCAUAGAGAUCUGAAAGCCAGCAAUGUUUUAUUAGAUUACGAGAUGAAUCCAAAAAUUUCAGACUUUGGCCUGGCUAGAUGUUUUGGAGGAAAUGAAACUGAAGCCAACACAAACAAAGUGGCUGGUACAUAUGGCUACAUAUCCCCAGAGUACGCAAAUUAUGGACUCUACUCGCUAAAAUCUGAUGUCUUCAGCUUUGGUGUAUUGGUGCUAGAGAUAGUAACUGGGUACAGGAACAGAGGGUUCUGCCACCCAGACCACCAACUCAACCUUCUUGGGCAUGCUUGGAGACUGUUUAAAGAAGGCAGGCAUGUGGAGCUGGUUGGGGGAUUAAUAUUUGAAACUUGCAAAUUAUCUGAAGUUCUACGGUCGAUUCACAUAGGUCUAUUAUGUGUGCAAGAAAAUGCAAAAGAUAGGCCGAACAUGUCACAGGUGGUUUUGAUGCUGGGUAAUGAAGAUGAAUUGCCUCAGCCUAAACAUCCAGGUUUUUUUACUGAAAGGGAUCUUAUUGAAGCAAGCCAUUCAUCAAGUCAGAACAAACCAUGUUCUGCAAACGGAUGCUCGGUCUCACUGUUAGAGGCACGGAAUUCCCACUACUCUAAUUCAUCACUUGCUCGCCAAAAUCAAUUUAAAAGAAAGAAACAAGUUUACUCAAGCAUUGCCUUAACAAAGUUCAUUGUCGGAAAAAUAAUGAGAGCAUCUGUGGACAGCAUUUCUAAACUUCUUUAUAUCACCAUUUUGUUGCUGAUCACAACGAUAUCCACUGCAGUUGACAUCAUAAAUACAACUCAAUCUAUCAGAGAUGGAGGCAGUAUGGUCUCUGCUGAUGGAAGCUUUAAAAUGGGAUUUUUCAGCCCAGGAAGCUCCAAAAACCGAUACUUGGGAAUAUGGUACAACAAAGUAUCUGUCAUGACUGUAGUUUGGGUUGCCAACAGGGAAAUCCCCCUCAUCAAUUCAUCAGGUGUGUUAAAGAUUACAGGCGAGGGGAUUCUAGAACUUCUCAAUCAAAAUGAGAGCAUCAUUUGGUCUACAAACUCAUCAAGGUCUGCAAGAAAUCCAGUUGCACAGCUAUUGGAUUCAGGAAAUCUUGUUGUCAAAGAAGACGGUGAUGAUGACCUGGAAAACUCCUUGUGGCAAAGUUUUGAUUAUCCGUGUGAUACACUCCUGCCUGGGAUGAAGAUGGGGAAGGAUUUAAUAACAGGCUUUGAUCGGUACUUGUCAUCAUGGAAGUCACCUGAUGAUCCAUCUAGAGGUAACUUCACUUUUAGAAAUGAUCCUAGUGGACAUCCUGAGCAAAUUCUGACAGAGAAUUCAAUUGUGCGGUAUCGGUCUGGACCCUGGAAUGGUCUACGUUUCAGUGGGGUCCCUCAAUUACGGCCAAACACUCUAUACAAAUUUGAGUUUGUUUUCAAUGACAAGCAAAUAUAUUACAGAUACCAGCUUCUUAACAACUCGAUUCUUUCAAGGCUAGUGCUAACUCAAAAUGGCAAUUUCCAGCGUUUUACCUGGAACGAUCAAACAGAUGUUUGGGCGUUUUAUCUGGCACUAUUUGAUGAUUAUUGUAGCCGAUAUGCAUUGUGCGGUGCAUAUGGGAGCUGUGAUAUUACCAGCUCCCCUGUAUGUGGUUGCUUGAAAGGGUUUCUACCAAAAGUUCCAAAAGAUUGGGACAUGAUGGAUUGGUCAGAUGGUUGUGCUAGAAGGACUGCAUUAAAUUGCUCAGGAGAUGGAUUUCAAAAGUACUCUGGUGUAAAGUUGCCAGAUAUAAGAAAAUCCUGGCUUAACAAGAACAUGAAUCUUGACGAGUGCAAGAGCAUGUGUAUGAAGAACUGCUCAUGUACAGCUUAUGCAAAUUUGGACAUCAGGGAAGGAGGAAGUGGCUGCUUGCUCUGGUUCAGUGAGCUGAUUGAUAUGAGACAAUUGAAUGAAAAUGGGCAAGACAUUUAUAUAAGGAUGGCUGCAUCAGAACUAGAUCAUGAUGUUGAUGUGAGGAUUGACUCCAAAUCCAAUAAAACAAAACGAAUGAGGAUCAUAGUAAUCUCUGUGGUAACUACAGGAGUGCUGCUACUUGGUCUAGUCAUGGUCUUGUUUUUAUGGAAAAAGAAGCAGAAGAAAGGCAGUAUUCUCAAAAGAAGUGCAGACGAUAGCUGCAAGAAGGAAUAUCCAGAACUUCAGCUGUUUGAUUUUGGUACAAUUUCUUGCAGCACCAACAACUUCUCUCAUGCCAAUAAACUAGGACAAGGGGGUUUCGGACCUGUUUAUAAGGGACUACUGAAAGAUGGACAAGAAAUAGCAGUGAAGAGGCUCUCGAAGAGUUCUAGACAAGGACUCGAUGAGUUCAAGAAUGAAGUCAUACAUAUUGCAAAACUUCAACACAGGAAUCUAGUUAAGCUUCUGGGAUGCUGCAUUCAAGCAGAUGAGAGGAUGUUGGUUUACGAGUUUAUGCCUAAAAAAAGCUUAGACUUCCUUCUUUUUGAUCGAACACAGAGCACACUUCUAGACUGGCCAAAGCGGUAUCACAUUAUCAAUGGGAUUGCCCGUGGACUUCUUUACCUUCACCAAGAUUCAAGACUAAGAAUAAUUCACAGAGAUCUGAAGGCAAGCAAUAUCUUAUUAGAUAACAACAUGAAUCCAAAAAUUUCAGACUUUGGCCUUGCUAGAAGUUUUGGAGAAAACCAAACUGAAGACAACACAAAGAGGGUGGUGGGAACAUAUGGCUACAUGUCACCAGAGUAUGCAAUUGAUGGGCUCUACUCAAUAAAAUCAGACGUGUUCAGCUUUGGUGUAUUGGUGAUAGAGAUAGUGAGUGGGAGCAGGAAUAGAGGAUUCUAUCAUCCAGACCAUAACCUCAACCUUCUUGGCCAUGCAUGGGGACUAUUUACAGAAGGCAGGUCUUGUGAACUAAGUACUGAACCAAUAGAAGAAUCAUGCAAUUUACCUGAAGUUCUACGGUCAAUUCAUGUGGGUCUAUUAUGCGUGCAAUGCCAUCCAAACGACAGGCCAAGCAUGUUAUCUGUGGUUUUAAUGUUGUGUGGUGAAGCUAAAUUGCCUCAGCCAAAACAACCAGGAUUUUUUACUGACAGGGCUUUGGUUGAAGCGAAUUCUUCAUCGAGAAAGAACACAUCAUGUUCAGUCAAUGAUUCCACGAUAACCCUUUUAGAGGCAAGAUAGAAUUUUUAUUUUUCCCCGAUAUAUUUCUUGCUAUGCUCAUAGAAACUAUAGUGCUUCUCAGUAUAAUUCGUAUACGUGCGAAAAUGAAAGUUUAAGAAUCUUGUUGUAUACUGGACUUGAAAAAAGCAUUGAAAGCAGCUGAAUUGGAGUAAACAUAAAUGACUUGCGCAUGGUACAUGUAAUAGAAGCAGAAACACAGAAACCAUAUGCCAGUACUGGAUGAAAUCUAAGGAAAUAGAGAGCAUGGAGUUGUUAACUA
Populus nigra (black poplar) is the source of this 5464-nucleotide messenger RNA. RefSeq lists its product as uncharacterized. Bases 151 to 5205 code for a protein of 1684 amino acids. Gene Ontology annotation, biological process: recognition of pollen; protein phosphorylation. Lineage: Eukaryota; Viridiplantae; Streptophyta; Magnoliopsida; Malpighiales; Salicaceae. The transcript is spliced from 14 exons. The record is from RefSeq and is a predicted model, not a curated record. Gene Ontology annotation, molecular function: ATP binding; protein serine/threonine kinase activity.